UGCGUGACCGCUCGUUGUGACCGUCAACCAAUUGUGUGACUGACACCUGUUCUAGAUCUGGAUUCUGUUAGCCAUUCCAAUGAUGAAGAGAGCAGCAUCACUGGCAUCCGGGCGUCUAGAACAAAUUCUAAGACAUGUUUCAACAUCCUUCAAUGUCCGGCCUCUCACUAAACCAGUAGAUUCAACUUUCUUUUCCGUUGCUGAACCCCUUACAUCCGAUGCUUUGCGUGCUAUCUCACGGCAGCUGGAGAAGUAUACGCCAAUGACCGCUGCAGCCAUCGCAUGCGACAGCCGGCCCGCUGCCUCGGUCCUCAUUGGACUCUGUAAUGUUGACGGUGUUUCGGGUGUUCUGCUCGAAGUAAGAGCGAAACUGCGGACGCAUUCCGGAGAAAUUAGUUUUCCUGGAGGGAAGGCCGAUGAAAUUGACGCCAACCUCGUGGAUGCCGCUCUUCGUGAAGCAUUUGAGGAGAUAGGGGUCAGACCUUCCCAGGUAGAGAUACUGGGAUGUUUAGCGCAACCAACUGUUUCCUCAACAGGACUUACAGUGCACUGCUAUGUCGGGUUUAUACAUCCGUAUGAGGAGCUGUCCCCCGGUGCCAGGAAGCGUACACCAUCACUUGUACCGAACUCACACCCGGUUUCUAUCCCAUCCUCAAUACCAUUGCCUUCUCUUUCAAUCAACUCCCUCCGUCCGAAUCCUUCGGAAGUCCAGCAAGUAUUUCAGUUCCCUCUCUCUUAUCUCCUAUCACCACUUCGCCUUCGCCCUCACAAUUUGCUUAUGCGCUCCUCUUAUUGGGCGAUAGACGUUACGGAUUUCAUCAAGCCUGAGCUACGGGGUUUGCUACCCAACGUGCCGUGCUCGCCAAAUGACGGGGACGAGGCGGGACGUAUUGUAGAUCCUGCAGUGCCCAAGAUCGAGGUCUGGGGACUUACGGGUCACUACAUGAAUGUGUUCAUGCGGAGACUCAUGAUGCUAUGAGUGGUACGCUUGAAGAUCUGAUCCGCAUAGGUCACCCCCCAUCGCACUGAGUCGCAUGUGUUAUUGCCUCGUGCGGACGCGCAUCAGCGCCGACAAUGCUGGCCCAUAUUCUUCCUGCAUAUGUCUUCUGUCUCGAGCCGUCCAACACAUUAUCACUGGGAUCUAACACUUGAAUCGCCGUCAUGCUUUCAAACGAACCGGAAUACAGUUAAUCGGCAGCAUACUUUACUCACGGUUGUUUUGCCAGGCAUCUACUUGACGCGC
Molecule: messenger RNA, 1243 nt
Organism: Cantharellus anzutake
Lineage: Eukaryota; Fungi; Basidiomycota; Agaricomycetes; Cantharellales; Hydnaceae
Product: NUDIX hydrolase domain-like protein
Exons: 4
Coding region: 80-979 (299 amino acids)
Molecular function (GO): coenzyme A diphosphatase activity
Source: RefSeq, a predicted model, not a curated record